AUGCUUCCACGAAUCAUAAAAGCCGAAAAAGAUGAAUUGGCUUUAUACAAACCGAUCUUAGCUUCUUCAGAGAUAUGCAUAUUUGAGAACAUCUUUGAAGGCGAGGCUAUUGCUAACCGAGAGGUGAUCUCUUACAUUCAGAAUCCUUCAAAGUCUAUCAGGAACGCAAAGCUGAAUGUGUAUUUCAACUCUCUAAUACCAAAGCACCACCAGUUUCGAAUUGGGAUUAUUCCCUCAUCAGAUAACUGGAAGAAGAAACUAGAAAUUCAAUUUGAUUGUUCGUCGACACUAAACCAGACACAUGUCUGCCCAACAUCAAUAAUCUCUCCUGCUAUGAUGUUGGAAACAACAGAAGAUUAUUAUUAUUAUUAUUAUGAAAAGUCUGCUCGAUGCCCAGACUAUUUCAAAUUUAUCCAGGAAGAUCUUCGGCCAUGGAAGGAUACAGGGAUCACAAGGGAGAUGGUGGAAAAUGCAAAGAAUAGAGCAGAUUUCCGAUUGGUUAUAGUAAAUGGAAGGAUUUAUGUAGAGAUUUACAAAAGAUCCUUUCAAACAAGGGACUUGUUUACGUGGUGGGGGAUUGUGCAGCUACUGAGGAAAUACCCAGGGAGAUUACCAAACUUGGACCUUAUGUUCAACUGUGGUGAUCUGCCCAAAAUCCGAUCUACCGAAUAUCAGCAACCAAACACCACGACUGCUCCGCCACCCUUGUUUCAAUACUGUGGAGAUGCUACCUCGUUAGCUAUCGUUUUCCCUGACUGGUCCUUCUGGGGUUGGCCAGAGGUUAAUAUAAAGCCAUGGGAACUUCUGUCAGAGGAAUUGAGAGAAGCCAAUGAGAGGAGCAAAUGGAUUGAAAGGAAACCUUAUGCUUUCUGGAGAGGGAAUCCUUUAACAUCCAAAGCCAGAGAAGAGCUGAUGAACUGCAAUUCUACAUACAUUCGAGCUUAUGCCGUGAAUUGGAAAAAUGAGAGUCUACAAGGUUUUAAAGAAUCGGAUUUAAUGAAACAUUGCAGCCACAGAUAUAAGAUUUACAUAGAAGGAGUAGGUUGGUCAGUAAGCCAGAAAUACAUUCUGGCUUGUGAUUCCGUCAGUUUGGUGGUACAGCCAAAUUACUAUGACUUCAUGUCAAGAAUUCUGAUGCCAAUGCAUCACUACUGGCCCAUAAGGAGUAGUGGGAAUGAUAUGUGCAAAGAUAUUAAGGUGGCAAUCGAGUGGGGAAACAGUCACCAUCAAGAGGCACAAGGCAUUGGAAGGACAGGCAGCAAGUUCAUAGAGAAGGAGCUAAAGAUGGAUUAUGUGUACGAUUACAUGUUUAACUUGCUGAAUGAAUAUGGUAAACUGAUGAAGUAUAAGCCCACCAUACCUGAAAAUGCCAGCGAAAUUUGUUCGGAGACAAUGGCUUGCCCUGCAGAAGAUGGGUUGGUUAAGAAAUAUAUGAUGGAUUCUAUGGUUAACGCUACUGCAGAUUCAAGCCCAUGCAUCGUUACUCCUCCCUCUAAUCUCUUGAGGAGUUACCGGUAUUUCUUCUUGUGCUUGACGAGGAGGGGGCACAUCAUCAUUCAAGUUUUCUUCGGUUUCGACAAAGACAUCGGAAGGAGGAGGGAUACCUAUGGUGUGGAAGCUAUUUCGGGUGAUAUGUUGAAAAGACAAGGUAGAUGCCUUUUCACAAUCAAGGAAAAUAUCAAAAGCCCGAAAAAGGCAAGUGAGAAGACGGCGAUAGGAGAGAUUAGUGUGCUUGCGGGGGUGAGCACACGAUUUCAUGUACCUCAUGAUGAAGUAUGGAAGGCAAGUAGGGGUGUUUGUAUAAGCACAAAAGGUGAGAUAGGCUUGUGGUGUGAGACACUUACUUCUAUCUCCUCCCCUAGGGAUGAAAUUGUGUUGGAUGAUGUAAGAGAUGACAUGAGGGAUGAGCUUGAGUCUUCCGGUGACAACGGUUGCCGCAUUUGGAUCAAAUUGCUUGUGGAUGGAGGAAUAGACUUCUUCAUGGUUGAUAAGGUCUCCAAAUUUGGGGUUCUUCGGAGUCUAAAAGAUACAAGGUCCAUCACUUGA
This is a messenger RNA of Telopea speciosissima, 2046 nucleotides long. RefSeq lists its product as uncharacterized. Lineage: Eukaryota; Viridiplantae; Streptophyta; Magnoliopsida; Proteales; Proteaceae. The transcript has 6 exons. The record is from RefSeq and is a predicted model, not a curated record. Bases 1 to 2046 code for a protein of 681 amino acids.